Molecule: messenger RNA, 1290 nt
Organism: Periconia digitata
Lineage: Eukaryota; Fungi; Ascomycota; Dothideomycetes; Pleosporales; Periconiaceae
Source: the annotation of a GenBank genome assembly
CUCCCAUCACCACCGGCUGCUGCCAGUCGUCCCCCCGACCUCCAGUACCACUCCUCCCUCCUCGACUAGCACACCGCAUCUCCACCUCCCACCACGAUGAGGUCCCCGGCGGUCUUUGCACUGCUCGUAUGCCUGUUGGCCGCCUUUGCUGCUGCCUGGUCCAAGGAAGACCACGAGAUUUUCCGAUUGCGCGAUGAAGUCGCUAAGCACAGCGGCCCCAAUGUUACCUUCUACGACUUGCUCGACGUGAAGCCCUCCGUCUCCCAAGAUGCCCUCCUCAAAGCCUAUCGCAAGAAGUCAAAGGAGAUCCACCCCGAUAGAGCCCGCCGGUCUCUUGAAGCAAAGCGUGUCCAGGAGAACAAGAAGAAAGGCAUAACCGUCACGAAGCCCGCCACCAAAAAGGAAAUCGAUGCCUUCGUCAAGGAUGCUACCGCCGCCUACCAAAGGCUCACUGUAGUCGCCAAGUUGCUCCAGGGCCCUGACCGAGACCGUUAUGACCACUUCUUGCGAAACGGCUUCCCCAAAUGGAGGGGUAGUGGUUAUUACUACACGCGCUUCCGCCCUGGUCUCGGCUCCGUCAUGUUCGGUAUGUUGGUCGUCUUCGGUGGAGGCAUGCACUACUUCUACCUUGUCAUGACCUGGAAACGUCAGCGCGAAUUUGUGGAGCGAUACAUCCGCCAUGCUCGUAAGACUGCUUGGGGCGAUGAUGUUGGCAUUCAAGGUAUUCCUGGUAUCGACACCCCUCCAGCAGCCAAUGCCCAGCAGUGGGAGGAGCCCGAGGAAGAAGAGCAGCAGGAGAUGCAGACUAUGAACCGCAAGCAGAAGCGUGCCAUGGAGAAGGAGAACAAGAAGGACAAGAAGGUUCAGGCAGUCAAGAAGGCACGAACCUCUGGCAUCAGCACCCCAGUGGAGGCGGAGAUCACCUCUGGCCCUCAGGGUGCUAAGAGACGUAUCGUCGCUCAGAACGGCAAAGUUCUGAUUGUCGAUUCCGUUGGCAAUGUCUUCCUCGAGGAGACGACCGCAGAUGGGGUCAAGGGCGAAUUUUUGCUCGACCCCAAUGAGGAGCCCAUGCCUACCAUCUUCAACACCAUGUUGUUCCGCCUCCCCAAGUUCUUGUUCAACCAAUCUGUCGGCCGACUUCUCGGCAACAAGGCCGCUGUCGAAGAAUCUCUCAUUGAAGGAUCCGAUCUUCCCGAAGACGAAGCCGCUCUGCAGUCCGCGACCGCUGCUAACCUCAAUGGCGAAUCCAGGAAGCGCAGAGCCAAGGCCAGGGGAAAGAAUGGCAGAUAA